Messenger RNA from Cynara cardunculus var. scolymus (artichoke), 1753 nucleotides. RefSeq names its product UPF0613 protein PB24D3.06c. The record is from RefSeq and is a predicted model, not a curated record. The coding region runs from base 215 to 1252 and encodes 345 amino acids. The transcript is spliced from 10 exons. NCBI's taxonomy places the organism in Eukaryota, Viridiplantae, Streptophyta, Magnoliopsida, Asterales, Asteraceae.
AAUUACAUAGUUCAUUUCACCAUUUUAAAUUAUAUAGUUCAUUUCACCAUUUUAAAUUACGUUUGACGGCUAGAUAUCCCGGUUGCUAAAGCUCGACUUUCAUACAUACCCACAUAAGUUCUGUCUUCUGUAUAACUGUCAUCGAGUUAAAUUUGAGAGCCCUAGAAUUUAUUUAUUAAACCAGGUGAACUAUGGAUGGAACAUCGAUGUUAAUAUGAAUCCCAGCACCCCAUCUCCGUCUCCUCUUGCAUCUUCUUCAACAUCAGGAUCAUCAUCUUGGUUUUCCGGUAUUGUACGUGGUCGCAAGUCAAACAGUAAUACAAUGGCUAACAAAUCCGCUGUUGCCGGCGUCGGGAACGGCGGCGGUGACACUGUUGGCCCAAUCAAUCGGAAGAAUCAGUUCCGUGGAGUCAUGUUCAAGUACGGCUCUAAGCCUGCUCAGGUUGCAUUUAAAACUGGGGAUUAUAAACAACAAGUCGUUUUUAUUGGCGGAUUGACAGAUGGGUUUUUGGCUACAAAAUAUUUGGAACCUCUGGCAAUUGCUUUAGACAAAGAAAAAUGGUCACUGGUCCAGUUUUUGCUUUCAUCUUCUUACAGUGGGUAUGGCAUCUCGAGCUUGAAAGAGGAUGCCCUUGAGCUUGAUCAGUUGAUUAAUCACUUGAUAAACAAAGAAGAUUCAGAAGGUGUUGUGCUGCUUGGGCAUAGUACAGGCUGCCAAGAUAUUGUUCAUUACAUGCGUACCAAUGCAGCAUGCUCUAGAGCUGUUCGUGCUGCUAUUUUACAGGCUCCAGUUAGUGAUCGGGAAUUCAGAGCAACUCUCCCUGAAACUGCUGGAAUGAUAGAUUUGGCUUCAAAACUAAUAAGUGAAGGUCAAGGAUUGGAGUUAAUGCCCAGGGAAGCAAAUCCAGAUUCCCCAAUAACUGCAUAUAGAUUUCACUCCCUUUGUGCAUAUAUGGGUGAUGAUGACAUGUUCAGUUCUGAUCUCAGUGAUGACCAACUGAAACAGAGACUUGCUCACAUGAGUAAUACACCUUGCCAGGUCAUAUUUUCUAUGGCAGAUGAAUAUGUACCAGAUUAUGUUGACAAGAAAGCUUUGGUACAGAGAUUGUGUAAAGCAUUGGGGGGUGCAGAGAAAGUUGAGAUAGAAUGGGGAAACCAUUCUCUAUCCAAUAGAGUUGACGAAGCUGUCCAGGCAAUAAUGCAAUUUGUGAAGAGUGGGGGUCCUAAUGGCUGGGAUGACCCUUGGAGCUAAGUCAAAACGAAUAGGUCAUGUUCAUAUUCACCACUUCUAGUGCUGGAUUUGAUCAUCAUGGAGGAAGGAUUUGGCAAUAUCAAGUGGUAGCCAUUUGGUUGUUGCAUUCAAAAUUCAGUGAAAUCUGAAAGAAUUGGAAUGAUUUAUUCUUUUGUUUGGUAUGUAAUACAAGGAACUGAGUUCAUUCAAAAUCCCAUGAAUAGAGUUUUAUCAUUCCAUACAUUUUGGGUGGAUUUUGUCAUAGUCAACUAGUUCAUCCAUUUAUUUAGCCAAUUGGCUGAUGUGACAUUCCACGUCACCAGUAGUUAUCUGACUUGGACUUGUGCAGUGGAAGGAGAGAGGAUUGAUAUACUACUCAAGUCUUGGGUUAUUUUUUUCUUUUUUCUUUAAGGGUUGUUUGGUUUUUGAGGGUUCAUUGGAUGAUGUACACAAUGUAAUUUUAGAAGCAUGCUUUUGGAUGUUUUAUCUUUAGGAUGAAUGGAAGUUGUUUAUGUUCAUGAA